Messenger RNA from Lactuca sativa (garden lettuce), 757 nucleotides. The record is from RefSeq and is a predicted model, not a curated record. NCBI's taxonomy places the organism in Eukaryota, Viridiplantae, Streptophyta, Magnoliopsida, Asterales, Asteraceae.
GCUGUGUGAUGGAAGCUGCGUGUUGACCAUUUACAAGCCCUCACAAUACGACUUCCUCAGCCUCCACUCUUUACUUUUUCCCAUCAAAAUUCAAAUUCCCACCUCACAGUUUCCCAUUUCUCUCUUCAUCUCUCCCAACUCCACCACACCCAUGGAUGAUUUCAAAUCAAAAUCAUACAACUACAGUGAUCGAGACAUGCAACUAGAGAGAUACAAUGGUGGAUUUGGCUCAAAAAUGCCCGAUUUCGAACACCACCCACCCCGCGAUUUCAGAUCUUACAGCGUUUCAUAUGCCUCUUCCUACAAAAUCCCACAAACGAACAUGGAUAUCGUUGUUUCAGGCGCUGGAAAUGAUUUCAAGCUGAAGAAAGGGAAAUCCACAAAUGGAUCCGCUACAAAAUCAUGGAGUUUUAGUGAUCCUGAGUUUCAGAGGAAGAAGAGGGUUGCAGGAUAUAAAGUCUACUCUGUUGAAGGAAAACUCAAAGGGUCCUUUAGGAAGAGCUUCAGAUGGCUUAAAGAUAAGUAUACCCAUGUUGUUUAUGGGUAAUGUUUCUUCUUCCCUUCUUUGUUAACUUGAGAUACAUCUCCAUGAAUACUGGUUCCUAUCAUGUGAAUUUUAUCAGUUUUCAUGUAUAUAUAUGUGUAUGGAUGAAUAUACUGGGUUCUUUGUUUUAUUGCUUUGUAUGAAUGAAAAGGGGUUAGGCAUGUAUUAAUGUUCUUGAAUCUUUCAAUGAUUUUGUUCAGUUGAUGACGUCAA